UAUUUGGAAAAGUAAUGCAUGUGACUUACAUUUUUACAAUGGUGUUCUCACUGCAGUUCAUCUUAAACAUUAGUAUUCUUGUAAAAUCCUUAUCUAACAAUAUCAGUGCUGACUAAUGGCUUAACUUUGCCUUUUUUGCAAACAACUUAUUGUAUAUUUUUAUUACUCUACUAUAGCCCAGCACCGGGAAGCCUGCCAGCUCACAGAUUCACAAUGCCUGGGACCACAGCAGGGAAGAUGGAUCUCUCCAAGCUCACAGAUGAGGAGGCCAAACAUGUUUGGGAAGUCGUCCAGCGAGAUUUUGAUCUGAGGAAGAAGGAGGAAGACAGACUUGGGGAGCUAAAGACCAGGAUUGAAAAAGAAGACACCAAGAGAGAGUUGUUGGGCAAUCAGACCAGCCUGACUGAGUCGUACUGUAUUCGAUGUCUCCAGCCCUUCAAGUUCCUGGUCAACAGCAAGCGUCAGUGUCUGGACUGCCAGCUCUACAUCUGCAAAUCCUGUAGUCGUUACAACAAGAGGGAGCAUGGCUGGGUGUGUGAUCCCUGUCGCAUGGCCAGGGUCCUCAAGAUUGGUACUUUGGAGUGGUACCACGAAAAUGUUCGGGCCCGCUUUAAGCGCUUCGGCAGUGCCAAGGUGAUGCGAUCGCUCUUCAAGAGGUUGAGUGGAGAACACAGUUGCUCUCAGAAUGACCUUGAAGAUGGAUAUGAGGAGCACAGUAUGGACGCAACAGAUUCACAGCACUACGAAGGGAUGAAAAAGGCCAAAAGGCGGCUAACUGUCGACCCCUUUGAAUUUGAGCUGGGCUAUGACUACUCUGUCGAAUCAAGAAGACGGUCAAAUCAGGCCCCAGUCUCCCAGGACAUCAUGGACAUGGAUGUAGGUGUGAGGGAGUCAAUGCUUGCUGAGGCUGAUAUGGCGUCUGUUUUCAGCCAGAUUUUGGAGGACCAACACAAAGGUCUGGACCUGGGAAUGGCUCCACAGCAAGAUGACCUUGCGUACCCAGACAACCACACUAUUCCAUCUCGCUCCAACUCCCGGCUCAGCUACUCCUCAUGCGGCAGUGGUCGUGUUUGGGGCCCCCGGGGCAGCAGGGGCCCUGAUGAUUUAGAGGAUGAGGAUGACCACUGCCAGCCCUACCCUCUCUACCAGUCUCAUCUGGGCCCCCGCAGCCACACCUCCCAGGAGAGCUUGAACUCCCCGAACCCUCCACCGCAGAUCACUGACCUGAACAGACGCAUGUCAGCCAUUGAGACCUUCUUGAACCACUUAGAGGAGAAGGUCACCUCAACAUACGACCAGACCAACCAGGAUCCUCUGACUCCAAACAGCCCCUCUCCUCUUCCUCAGUUUGAGGAAGUCGACCUAGAGGAGCAGCAACUGAGACAGAAGCUGCUCGAGAUGACGGACAACAUUAGUGACCAUAGCCUAACCUCUGAUGAGGACGAGCCCAACAGGCCACACUCCUCCCAAGAGAUCCCAGCAUGGAAGAGUCCAGAUGGGGAUGUCAGGCCAACCAGACUGCCUACCAGACCCACAUCCAGAGCAAGCAUCAUUGUCUCCAGACUUGAGGAGGAGCAGCCUCAGCUGACUGACUCUCAGAAGACUAACCAUUCAACAGAGAGCCUGGAGAGGAAGUGGCACCCCCUAGAGGAAGGAUCCAAGGGAGGCUUCAAAGGCUCUGCAGCAUUACUGGUUGAGCUGGAGGACCAGGUAGCUCAAGCAGCUGCCAACGUCCAGAACGCCCAGAGUGAGGUCUCGUACAUAGAGGACAGGAUUGCUGCCCUGAACGCUGCUGGCAUGCCAAUGGAUAGAAGAAGAAGGUCUGCAAUCCCGAUCCAAGCAAGAAGGCUUUCCCACAACUUUCCCACAAGCCAGGCGGACAGGUUUGUGAGGAACUCCCUCUACAGGGGCUCUCUGACACAGAGGAACCCAGUGGCCAAGCCUAAGACCAGGGCUACCAGUGCGAAACCAGUAAUGACACAGGGUUCAUGAGGAGGAGGCUGAGCAUUAUGUGACUGGCGAGUUUUCCAUGUGAUGACAUUUAUUAUUACAGUUUGUGAUAAACUGAAAUUUUGCUGGAAUGAAAUUCCCGUUUAAAUUUCAGAGACGGUCAACUAGAAUGGGAGUGCUUACAUUUAUAUUUACCAAUAUUUUUUUGUGAUAUUGUUGUGAUAUUUUACUGGGCUAGAUCCAUACUAUAUUUUAAGCAUAUGUUGGAGUUACACAUGAUAUGCAUUACCUUUGCUAGGCCUGUAUCUUAUACUUAAUAUUUGCAUACAUUAACAUGCAAGUGAAUGAAUUCACCUUAAUGUGAAAAAAAUUGCAGUUUCCAUGGUAAUCUGAAAUCUGUAGUUAUUUAUUCCAAUGUUCACACGGUACGAAUGAAGCAUGACAGAAAAUCAAAACAUUUUCUUUCGCUUGUAGUGCAGUAACAAACUAUGAAUGAACUACUAAAAUAAAAUAAAUUUUAAUCAUAGCAAGUGCACCAAGUCUUAUAUGGUUAGUUAAAGGUCUUGUGAAUGAAUCAGAUAUAGACAUCUGCACACAUUCCCUGACAACGUGCAUGUUAUUUAUAAAACGGUACAGCUACAUAAUCAAAUUGCAUUUGAAAAUGCUACAAUUGAAACUAGUGGUUAAUUUGUAAAGUGACACGUCUCAUAUAAUUUAAUGUAGUCUAUCUUGCGUUUCGCAGAAACAUGAACUAUUUGCCAUGUUCACCGCGUUCAGUGAACGCCAAUGAUGUCACAUCACGUAAACACUUAUUGUUGUUAAACCGUAGUAGAUGAUAAAGGAAAUGCCCAAUGUUUGAUCUGAAGAUGGUUUAAUGAUUUUCUUUGAAUGCAUACACAUACAGACGGGAGACAAAGUAAAGGAAAAACCUAAAUUAAAGAAACACACAAAUGCAGCUGCUUCAAUGCAGGGUCACUGAAUGGUUUGAUGAGAUUGACAAUGAUGUAAAUCCCAUCCUAUGGCCUUUUCAGUCACAGAUUCUCUUUAAAUGAAUCGUCCAUCUGUUAAACAUUAUUUUCAGCUAUACACUGUGCACACAUGUGUACACACUGCUGAGAUAAAUGAACCUCCCCUGUGGCAACACUGUGGGGUUUUCUAAACUACUACUAAACUGAUUGUUUCAAGCCUGUUUAAUUAUGUGUAACAUUUUUUGUCUCAUUCUUAUUAAAUUUUUUUACAACUAAA
Molecule: messenger RNA, 3195 nt
Organism: Micropterus salmoides (largemouth bass)
Lineage: Eukaryota; Metazoa; Chordata; Actinopteri; Centrarchiformes; Centrarchidae
Gene: mlphb
Product: melanophilin b
Biological process (GO): intracellular protein transport
Cellular component (GO): cortical actin cytoskeleton
Molecular function (GO): small GTPase binding; myosin binding; actin binding
Source: RefSeq, a predicted model, not a curated record